Molecule: messenger RNA, 916 nt
Organism: Phragmites australis (common reed)
Lineage: Eukaryota; Viridiplantae; Streptophyta; Magnoliopsida; Poales; Poaceae
Product: protein VACUOLELESS GAMETOPHYTES-like
Exons: 1
Coding region: 52-801 (249 amino acids)
Source: RefSeq, a predicted model, not a curated record
CAGCUGCAGCUGCACUGCAGGGUAGCUGCCAGCCAGCCAGCCACUGUAAGGAUGUGCAGGAGCAAGUCAGUAGCCUACUUCGCCCAUGACCCGACGCACCGGCUGCUUCCAGCGGGCGACGACGGUGACGGCGGCGAGUUCACCUGUCAUGGAUGCCUAGUGGCCGGCGCCGGCCGUCGGUACCGGUGCGGCAACCCGGGCUGCGGCUUCACGCUGCACGAGGUGUGCGCGCGCCGCUUCCCGAGGACGCUCAAAUCCGCUGUCCACCCGCAGCACAGGCUGAGACGGCGCGAGAGCGCCACGGAGACUGAGACCGACGACCACGGCGGCGGCGGCGGCGGCGGCGGCUGCGGAUUUUGCGAGGUGUGCGGGGAGGACGUCAAGGGCGCGUGCUACGGCUGCGCCGCGUGCGGGGUCGCCGUGCACCCGCUGUGCGCGCGGCUGCCGGGCGCGGCCCGGGGCCCCGCGCACCCGGGCGGCCACGAGGCGUGGCUGGUCCGGGCGUCGUCUGCACCGCCGGGCGACGACAGCGACGGCAAGCAGAAGGUGGCGGCGCCUGCGUGCGCGGCGUGCGGGCGUCCGGUCGGCGCGUGGCGGUACCAGUGCGUGGAGUGCUGCGAGGAGCUGCACCCGCGGUGCCUCGUGCCGGCGACGGACCAGUGCCGCGAUGCUGGCGCCGUCACCGGCGAACGCGAGGAGUCCGUGGCGAAGAGCUGCUGCUGUGGGCUGCUGCACGACGUUACUCGCUGCAUGGCUACGAUGGGCACCGCCCUCCAUUACCGUGGUUAUUAUAAUGGUUAAUAAUUCAGUGUGCGCCGAUUUAUGCUGCAACCCGCGUUAUUUAUGCUCGAUUUGUAACGCGGGAAUUCUAUAAAUUAUGUGAAAUUUGAAAAAAAAAAUCUGAAUCUUUGGGGAA